Messenger RNA from Capsicum annuum, 2199 nucleotides. RefSeq lists its product as uncharacterized. Lineage: Eukaryota; Viridiplantae; Streptophyta; Magnoliopsida; Solanales; Solanaceae. The record is from RefSeq and is a predicted model, not a curated record. The coding region runs from base 1537 to 2097 and encodes 186 amino acids. The transcript has 5 exons.
UCCCCCGCUAUCAUUAAAAAUAAAACGCAAAUAUUUUGGGGUAGUUGAAGGCGCCGCUAUACUUAAAAAAUUAAACCGCAAAUAAUUUUGGGGCAGUGAAAUAAACCCGCGAAUAUAUCAAUUUCUCUCAAAAGCCCUCUUUUCUCAAAAGCCCUCUUUCCUUUCUUCAAUAAUCCGUCCCUCACCGACCCGACCUCUCUCUGGUGAUUCCAAUCUCCGAUGACUGCAGCAGUCAGCAACGACAACACCUAGUCACAUAAUUUUAGCUGAAAAAUUUGAGAUAAGUCAAAGAGAAAACGUGAAGAUAACAUUAUAAAGACAGUUCAGUCGAUACAUACUUCAGAAAAUGCAUCCAUAUCACAAGCAAACAAGUCAAAGCAACCAUUAAAAUCACUUCUUCAAUUGAAACCUUAAGUGACACGUUUUGUUUCAACCACAUUGCACCUGAAUCGAUUAGUUCACACUAUAACACAAAUGAAUCCAAAAGUUCUGGAAUCAACUUUCUUAGUUCAUCCUGUAACACAGCCUCCAGUACAACCUUCAUCAUAAUUGACUUUAUCAAUUCAUCCUCCAGUACAUCAAACACCAUAAAAGCCUCCAGUAAGUUAAGCACCAUAAAAGCCUCCAGUACAUCAACUUUUCUUAGUUCAGCCCAUAGCACAACAGGUACAAUCACAAGCUUCCUCAUCAGUUCAACCUACAACACAUCAGGAACUAUCAGAAUUGAGUUCAUCAGUGUAGCCUCCAGCACGUCAGGCACAAUUAUUUCAGCCCGUAGCAUAAUAGGUACCAUCACGGGCUGCUUCAUUAGUUAAACCUGCAGCACAUCAAGUGCCAUUAUAACUGACUUCAUUAUUUUAGACCAUAACACAGAAGGCACCAUCACAGCCAACUCCUUUAGUUCAACCCGCAGCACAACAAACACCAUCACAGCCAACUUCUCCAGUUCAACAAGCAGCACGACAAACACAAUCACAACCAACUCCUUCAAUUCAACAAGCAGUACAACAAACACCAUCACAACAGGCUCCAUCAUUUCAGGCCAUAGCACAAGCACUACCCAAAUAGUAUACUGGUCAUAAGUUAAGUAGAUAUUGGAUGGUAGAUGCAGUAGGUAAGAUGGUACACUUCAUCUAAUUUGUUUGCAUCUUAUUUAUUUUUAACUAGCUAAGCUUCUUUAAUUUUCUUGCAUCAAAUUUCUUUAAUUCGAGUAUAAACAUGUUAUGUUUGUUAUUUUCAUAUUAUUUUUCAUCCACUAAAUAUGCUCUGUAGCAUAAAUAUAUCUUUUUUUAUAAAAAUUCACAUGGGGCUGUGAAAACAAAACAACUGAAGGUUAGCAACAUGUUAAAUUUAUCCUCUGAAGAAUGUAUCAUCAUUGAAUUUGAUGACGUUGCACCAAUUGGAGAAGCACAAUGCCUUCUUGCAGGUUUUUGAAGGAUUUUAGCAACUGACAGCACUAUUUUUCCAAUUGGCUUUGCCAAAUGGAAUGAUUUACCUAAGUCAUACUUUAACCGCUGCUUUGGUCAAAUUAUAAAGAUGGUUGAGACUGGACAUAAGCCUGGACUAGCAGAACUUUAUCUUGCUACUCAUAAGAAAGAAGAUGGAUCAUAUGUUAAUGAAGUGGCAAAAGAGAUUUUUAAAAAAAUUAAACUCACAGUAAGUCAAAGCACCGUGGACGAGUAUGAAGUUUCUCCCAAUGAUGUUGUUGGUAAGGUACUAGGAAAAGAGCAUUCUGGAAGGGUAAGGUGCUUGGGAUUAGGAGUUGUUCCUAGCAGAUCCUUUAAGCAAACACGUCCUUAUUUUGGUGGUAUGAGUUCUUCAAUUAGUAACAGUUCAUGUCCAUUCAAUUGCCAAGAAAACUACACUCAAAUGUUGAGCGCUCAUAAGCAAAGCCAAGAGAACUACAAAGAAAUAAUGAAUUCUCACAAUCUAAUGAUGAACACUUUCAAGGCAUAUAUGAUAAUGAAAGAAGGCACGAUACCUGAACAGUUUGCAGAAUUUUUCACUUAUCUUACGCCAAGUAAUGCAUCUAGUGGAGCUCUUUCGGAUGUGAACGGAAGAUCAUUUGGUGAUAGUUAUUCUAGCGAUAAUCAUUGAAAUUUCUUGUGAUUGUAUCAGUAAUUAUGACAAUGUUAUCGAAUCGUUGGAUUAAUAUUUUGUGUUUAUAUUAAAUUAGUCUUUAAGACUAAUGACAACACU